CGCGUUUUUUUCAUCGCCAUAUUGGGCGCCGAAAAGCCUCGCCUUGUUAUUUCUCUUCCCCUUUUUUUUUACUACGAGCGCAGUUGACAGGAGUGGCCAUCGCGAACGCUGCUUUUGUUUUGAUGCUCGUCGCCCGUCCGUGUUUCUCGCUCAUGCGGCGCACCCGGGGCGAGUCUGCCUUCACGCCCGUCGCUUUGGAUCGUGUCAACGCAGGAGGGAACGCUCUGUAACAGCUGUCGGGUUUGUGUUUUCGCACUUGAACGCCUUAAAAUGUCCAACGUUCGCUUGUCUAACGGCAGCCCGACGCUGGAACGGAUGGAGGCGCGACUGUCCGACCAGCCCAAGCCGACGGCGUGUCGGAACCUGUUCGGUCCGGUGGAUCAUGAAGAGUUAAAAAAGGACUUCCAGCGGCAGCUGAAGGCGAUGGAGGACGCGUCGACGGACGCGUGGAACUUCGACUUCUCCACGCACACGCCGCGCGCCGACGGCAGAUACCAGUGGGAAGCGCUGGACAUCCGGUCGGUGCCCGGUUUCUACAGCAGAUCGGUGCGGGCGAAGGGCUCCGAUCUUCACAUUUGCUCCUCUGGGAAUAAUAACGACAAUAACGUGGAUGUUAACGGCAAUCACGACUGUCGGGUAACGGAGCAGAGCGCGGAGACGCCCGAAAAAGACCGAGAGCACAGGAAAAGAGCCUCCUGUCUCGACUCCUCGUGUCAAAGCAAACGCUCACACAUAUGUGUGGAUGAAGUGACGCGGACGCCGAGAAAACCCAAAACACCCCGAAAACACCCCAGCCCCACACUUACAUAAACCCAGAGAGGGCUGAAGUUGAUGCUGUGGCUUUGAUGACCUCAGUGCUUGCUGAACGAAGAUUUUUUUUUUGAUGUUUUUGGGGGUUAGAAACGGACGAGCGAAUGGAGGAACGAGUGGAAAAUAAAACAUAUCAACUCUAAGAGUGUGUUCAAGCACUGAAACAAACGCUAAAGUUCUGGCACUCAAGAAAAAAGCAACUGCCUCGUAAAGCAGUGUAUGUAGCAGUGUGCAAUUAGGUUGAAUUUCCUUUUUUGCUCAUUUUUGUUUUUCUUACUACCUGUGUAUAUAAAUAUAUAUAUUUGUUCCUUUUCAUAUGUAGCACAUAAUUAGUAUUAUGUUGGAAUUUUUUUUCUUUUUUUUCUUUUCUUUUUUUUUCUUCUUCUUUGGAGGUGUGAGUUUGGUUUGACUUGAAGAGCCACCGUUGCCGUGUGUAGAUUAUUUCCAAAAUGCUGUUCAUGUUUAUUUCACAUUUUGAAGGUCUGUUUUUAAACACUUUUUUUUUUUUUUUUUUUUCACAUGAGGUACACUAAAUACCAGUUCUAAGAAUGGAUCCGGUUGGAUCUGAACAUCUCAAAAGGUUUUGUUUUUAGUGUUUUUUUUUUUUUUUUUUUUUUUUUGAAGGUGAUGUAAAAGUUCAAACUCUGAGGUCAAACCUUGUAGCGUCGACCAGUAUUACCAGUAUCAGGCACUUCUGUGGAGGAGAAACGUCUCUCACCCUCUUAAAUUAUUUCUGUAAUUUGCGUGACGUUUUCUACUGAGAUUUUUUUUUUUUUUUUUUUUUUCACUUUUGUUUGACUCAGUCACCCUUGUUUUCUUCAUAUAAGCGGGCGUUUCGCUCCAGCAAGCGUAUGCAUCUAAAACACUCGACAUAUAGAUUCUGUGGUGAAACCUGAUGCAUAACUGUAUUUAUAAAGUAAAUAUUAAUAUUUGAUUUACACUGCCUGUGUAUUUGUGUAAACUUUGAAAUGUACCUGUGUACAUAACUUUGUAAAAACACUGAGAAAAUUAACUAACUUAUUUAUGUCAAGCUUUUUUUUUUUUUUGGAAAUUAAAAAUGGGUUUUUGGUCAAGGUUUGAGUCGUUAUCUUUGUAAAUGCUUUUUUUUUUUGGGGUAGUUUCUUUUUUCUUAAUUUUUUAAAAAUAUUUUAACAAUUUGUAAAAGGUUGCAAACUGAGCCUGAUUAAAAUAUUUGAUAAGUGCUUUUUUUGUCAUGUGUGGUUAUACAAUGUGCUGCAAUCAAUUAAAAGAGAAUUAAAUUAUUUCAACCCA
Molecule: messenger RNA, 2082 nt
Organism: Cyprinus carpio (common carp)
Lineage: Eukaryota; Metazoa; Chordata; Actinopteri; Cypriniformes; Cyprinidae
Product: cyclin-dependent kinase inhibitor 1B-like
Biological process (GO): negative regulation of cell population proliferation; G1/S transition of mitotic cell cycle; regulation of cell cycle
Cellular component (GO): nucleus; cytoplasm
Molecular function (GO): protein-folding chaperone binding; cyclin-dependent protein serine/threonine kinase inhibitor activity
Source: RefSeq, a predicted model, not a curated record